Messenger RNA from Mesorhabditis spiculigera, 1512 nucleotides. NCBI's taxonomy places the organism in Eukaryota, Metazoa, Nematoda, Chromadorea, Rhabditida, Rhabditidae. The record is from the annotation of a GenBank genome assembly.
AUGGCUAUCCCCACAAAGCUCUGUCUGACUCCAUUUAUUCUGGAUCAUCUUAGAAGGAAGCGAAGAGCCUCCGAAAGCGAGGCUUCAUCGGAAAGCGACAUGAGCGAGCCUCAGACGUUGCUUGACGUCGUUGGCGAUCAAGGGUUGGCACCGUCACAUAUGCCAUCUGAGGGCGAGCAGAAGACGUGCCAAAUUUGCUACGAUAUCUCGGAUGGGCUGCAUUUUGGCUGCUACAGCUGUCGGGCUUGUGCGGCUUUUUUUCGGCGUACCGUGACGUUGAAGUUGGACUAUAUUUGUCGAGCCGAAGCUAAAUGUGAAAUCCAGAAAUCCGGCCGUAAUAUGUGCAGAGCUUGCCGAUUCCAAAAGUGUAUCUCCCAGGGAAUGCAGAUCACUGCUGUCCAACAAACGCGAGACGGCAUUGGAAAGAGGAAGGAAAAGGAGAGCGCGGCGACCCAGGGCUAUAUUCCGUCUACUCGUCAGGACAACAAUCCACUUGCUCUUUGGGGCCCUCCUACCACCGAGCUGCACCAACCCUCGGCGUUUAAGAAACCAAACGUUGGGGAUUUAUUAGAAAGACCCGGAAGUAACGAAGGGUAUUUCUACGCCAGGACGAACGAGAUCUUUUCAAAUACCGCCCCAGUUGCACCACUUGGAAAUAUGGUGAUCUCCCCACCCUACUCCUCAUUUACUCCACCUCUCCAAAUGCAGAUGAAAAUAUUACCCAAAAUGCAUGACGGCUACUUGCAUUUUCUUUCCAUUCGCAAAGCCACGAAUAGCCUGGUCGAUAAUCAAAGUGUCCAAGAAAUGUUUGAGCCAAAAGAGACACUUCGCAUGAGCAAUUUUGAAUCGUCAAAGAAGGUCUGCCAAAUGGAGGCCCAUCUUGUGACGAGUGUCGUGAACAACUAUUUCCAUCCAUUCGCUACCGUGGAUUUUGAAGACAAGGUACUGCUUUUCAAAAACUUUUUCUGCUACCUCUCACACGUUGAUCGUGCAUAUCAAUCAUAUCGAGUAUUCGGUGAUAGUCCAGAUGAUGAUCGUAUUAUAAUGCCAGAUGGAGGCUUUAUUAAACUGAGCGAACUUGAGAAGUAUUAUGAAAAUGCUGAAUCUGUUAAAGCAGAUCCCAAGGAAGCAGCAACCAUUUUCCGCCCUGCAAUGUCAUAUAUCUUAAACACCAUUAUUGCCCAUAUGAGAAGGAUCGAGCUGUCCGACUACGAAUAUUUGGCGAUUAUUGCCCUGUUUUUGUGGCAGGAAGGAGUUCCUGGUCUUAAACAAGAAACAAUCAAAACCAUUUUCGAAACUCAUGAUCAAGUUUUCCGGGAUUUGCAUAUUUAUUACCAGCAGCAAGGCUUCGACGGCCCUACAAUUACUUCGAAGACCGCCCAGCUCAUGCUGAUAAUCCCGAAAAUGGCGCGCUCGGUGACGAUGAUCCGGGAAAACUACGAACUUGCCGAGCUGUUCAACAUUUUCGAGGUUGACGUGUGCUGCAAAUCAUUUAAAAAUGCCGAAUACCGU